Triticum aestivum (bread wheat) is the source of this 1887-nucleotide messenger RNA. RefSeq lists its product as uncharacterized. Gene Ontology annotation, molecular function: protein binding. The record is from RefSeq and is a predicted model, not a curated record. Bases 116 to 1582 code for a protein of 488 amino acids. The transcript has 4 exons. Lineage: Eukaryota; Viridiplantae; Streptophyta; Magnoliopsida; Poales; Poaceae.
UACUUGCUCAGAGUAGUCAGUACUGCCGGUUUGCAAUGCAUCAGUCCCCACCUGUUACCAUAAUUCUAGGGUUUCCGCGUCACUGCCGUCGGAGCAAGGUGAGAUCCGGGCGUCGAUGGAGGCGAGCUCAGUGCCUCGCCAGAGUUCCACCCAGGAGCCGGAUGGCCCAUGCGACGGAGCGGACCGCAUCAGCGCCCUCCCCGACGACCUGCUCCUCGACGUCCUCGCCCGCCUCCCCUGCGCCGGCGCCGCCGCCCGGACCGGCGUCCUCUCCCGCCGGUGGAGCGGCCUCUGGGCCCGCCUCCGCCAGAUCGUCUUCCGCGACGUGCCCUUUCCCUCGCUGGAGGCGGCGCUCGUCCGCAUCCCUACUCCCCCGCCAGCGGUUUCCCUCAUCGAGAUCCGCGUUCCCCCGAAGCAGCGGCGCAGGGGAGAAUCCGCGUUCCCCAAACCCAACCAGAACCAGGACAGGGCGGGCAGCGCCGUCGUCAAGUCGCUGCUCCGCGCCGUCGCGCGGCUCGCGCCGGAGAAGCUCGUCUUCCGCCUUCCCUCCUACUUAAUCGGCCGUCACCGCCUCCCCAUCGACCUGCCUCGCUUUGACGGCGCCACCUCCAUCGCGCUGGACUUUCCCUCCCCCUUCUCCCUACGCGUGCCGGCCGGUGCCAAUUUCCCCGCACUGGAGGCGCUGUCCCUGACGUACUGCAUUACCGACCUAGACGCCUGGCUCUCCUGCUGCCCGCGCUUGCGCAAGCUCCGCCUCUGCAGGGCUUUGUUUCCUAACCAUAAGUGCGACAUUAGGGUCAACUCCCCGUCGCUGCAGGAGCUUGUUGUGUACCGCGAGCUCAGCUUGACACAGCAUGUCGACGUCGUUGCGCCAGCGCUCAAGGAAUUGACCCUGUCAUUUAGCACAAAGAAGCUGAUCAGCAUCUCUGUCUUGGCUCCAUUGGUGGAAAAGGUUUCGUGGCACUGCUGCUACUCGGGGUCGUAUAUUGUGUUUGGUCUUUGGGGCAUCAACAAGCUGCAGCUACAGACGGCAGAGAGACAAGGACAGCUAUCCUCGCUGCAAAUUCAUGCCUACGCGGACACGUCUUUUUUGCACGCCGAGGCGGGCAACUUCGCGCAGGAGAUAGAGAAGCAUAUGGUUGCGGCCUUCUCUGUUUUAGAGCUGCAUCUCACAGCAAAGGGGCAUGCUUUUGCAGGGUUUGUGUUUCAUCUCCUUGGGAUGGAUCGGGUUGGUUGUGGUACACAGAGUCUUAAGGUCAUCCUACGGAAAUCAGCGAUGAAAGGAGGAUGCUCACCACUUUGUCCUUGUGAGUUUCCGAACUGGAAACCCCAAAUUAUCUGCUUGGCUGCUCUCGAAGAAGUGGAGUUCAAUGGCUUCGAAGGAGAGGAUCAUGAGUUUGAUUUACUGAAACUGAUACUCGGAUGUGCACCGAUGCUAAAAAGAAUGAUUGUGAAGCUGUCACAGGAGACCUCGGCAAGUAAUGAUGGAUGCACAAAGAUAUACAACAUCUUCGAGGCAUGUUCUUCCGUGGAAUGUGAUGUUUAUGGCAACUCUGGGUUAAUGCUUGGUUGCUUCAAUUGAUCAUCUUGCAUGCUCUUUUGCCAAGAUUGUCCCUCGACAUGAUUCUCAUCCUUAGGUCUGUGGAUUCGUGGUGUGCAUUGGCAGGAUCAUCCUUAGUUCAGGGGAUUCGUGGUGCGCAUUGACAAAGUCUCAGGACUUUGCUUGGUUGCUUCAACUGAUCAUCUCGUGUUCAUUUGCCCGUGUAUUGUACUAGCUAUAUACAAGGAGCUCAGUUAUAUCUUGUGUGGUUUCUAUGAUGUUUGACUAUUGAAUUAAUGCACUCUACUCAUUUCGUGAGUCAAUUGCCUGAAGCUGAUUUAAGCCUA